AUGAUAUCUGCAAGCGAUGAAUUCAUUUUGAAAGACGUACCUCCGAACAUAUUCUCAGCAUUUAACGAGAAUGUUCGACCAGGACUUGCUCAAACAUCCCGCAUACGACUACCAGUGGACACCAUCCCAGAUCAGUGCAUAUUCGUGUAUGAAUACCUGAAUGAUGAUUUUUCAAGUCUAGUUCGGCGUCAGAUCCCAAUGCGAGCUCGGAAGGAGAUUCUCAAAGCUACUUUGCAGGGAAUCGCAGAUAUGCAUGACCGCGACAUUGUCCAUCUAGAUGUUAAACCUGACAACGUUCUGGUUAAUUGCCGUAACGUUGACCGAGACGUCGUGGUCGAACAGGUACAAAUCUCCGAUGUUGAGAAUGCAGCCUACCUCCCAAAGCCUAGGUGUAUCAAAAGUAUGCUAGCUGGGAAUGAUGACUGGCGCUGCCCUGAAGGUCACUUCAAGGGAGAACUCAACAAACCUUCUGAUUUAUACUCAUUUGGACUGGUCUGCAUCUACGCUGUUCUCGGGCGCGUUAUACUAGGGCGUGAUGAUGACUUCAAACUACACGUGUCGAAAGGCGCACUACCUGCAUUUAUCCGCCUGCAGCGCCAAAUCUCAUUUUUUGGAGACAAAGAAGGGCUGAAUAGACUCAUGAAGCAUGUUGGUGAUGAGGAAGCGAACUGUGAGAUUCUUGGAAUGCUUUGGGAGGACCGAGCAGCAGAUUAUAUCCCAUAUGUGCCGUUCUCAGAGUUGAAAGAUGUUGACUCAACGUUCAAGGAUUUGAUCCAAGGAUUGAAUAAUCUGGACCCCUCACGGCGGCUCACAGCUUGCGAGGCACUAGACCAUCCCUGGUACGAAGGCGUCGAAUCCGCUUAG
Alternaria burnsii is the source of this 864-nucleotide messenger RNA. RefSeq names its product kinase-like protein. Gene Ontology annotation, biological process: protein phosphorylation; mitotic DNA damage checkpoint signaling. Gene Ontology annotation, molecular function: protein serine/threonine kinase activity; ATP binding. Bases 1 to 864 code for a protein of 287 amino acids. The record is from RefSeq and is a predicted model, not a curated record. Lineage: Eukaryota; Fungi; Ascomycota; Dothideomycetes; Pleosporales; Pleosporaceae. The transcript has 4 exons. Gene Ontology annotation, cellular component: cytoplasm; nucleus.